UGUGCCUUCAUACGUUUCAUGUAAGUAUUAGGGAAAUAAAGUUACGAGAUUGUUUACAAAGCCAGACAAGUCGGACAGAACAGGGGGAGUGCAACUGUCUACGUUUCCAUAUCCACUGAAGUAGCUUAUUCACGUUUCCAGGUGAGGAUGAGUACGAUGAUGCUUGUCGUGGCCUUGAUCAUGACCUGUGCUAUACCGCAUGGCCAUGGUGUGGCUGACACUAAUGAAACCACGUCCCAGAGAACGGCAACUUCCAUGGCUUCAGCUGAAGGGCCUUACGUCCUGGGCUACAUGAGAACAAUUCGCUGUUUCUUCAUCUGUCGGCGAGGUAUGACGGACACCCGCUGUGAUUGUUCCAGGUGUAAGACUAAAGUAUGCCAAGCAGGUCAGCGGUGUAAAAUGAAUGAGGGAAAUCCAGUCUGUGUUGCUGAUCGCGAAGUGUGCCAGUUGACAAGGGAACUUGGACCAUGCAGAGCUCUCAUGCCGCGAUAUUUCUACAACCAAGCCACCCGUCGAUGCCAGCAGUUCUACUACGGUGGUUGUCAAGGAAACGGCAACAACUUCAAAACCCGUGGGGACUGUGUUGCUACGUGCAGGAGAAGGGGCGUUGUAUGUGAAUCCGGCAGAAUGAAUAUCCAACCGUUUAUAUUCGUGAUAAUUCUGACAUGCGCAGUAGUGUGCGUGACGGGUGAUGACAAGAAGGAAGGAACCACAACGGCACCGGUCACAAAAGGGAAACCAGCUCCGCCAAGAUACAAGCCAGACACCCGUCCUCAGCUCUUCAACUGCUACUAUCUCUGCCAGACCGGGAUGGGGAGCCUGUACUGCAGGUGCCCGCAGAGGGUUACAUGCAAGACAAAGAUAUGUUCUGAUGGCUACGUAUGCAUUGAGGUAUACGGACAUGCCCGCUGUGUGCCGGAUACAUCAGUGUGUAGGCUCCCUAAAGUUAGCGGACACUGCAAGGCUUACAUGCCCCGGUACUACUACAACUCCUAUUCCCGGAGAUGUGAGAGAUUCAUCUACGGCGGAUGCGGUGGAAACGGAAACAACUUCAAGACACUCGACGAGUGUUACCGACGCUGCGGAAUCCGGUACAGAGGGGAUGCCUAUUGAUAGAAACGGAUUGGAGUCGAUAUUCCCUUUACGUAGCAAGGCAUGCAUAUGAAUGUAGCUGCAAUUUGUAAACAAUGAAAUAAAUAUCAUUUAACAUU
Haliotis rufescens (red abalone) is the source of this 1211-nucleotide messenger RNA. RefSeq names its product tissue factor pathway inhibitor 2-like. The transcript has 10 exons. Gene Ontology annotation, molecular function: serine-type endopeptidase inhibitor activity. Lineage: Eukaryota; Metazoa; Mollusca; Gastropoda; Lepetellida; Haliotidae. The record is from RefSeq and is a predicted model, not a curated record. Bases 148 to 1113 code for a protein of 321 amino acids.